CAGGCGACAGUGAGCACCGUACAGCUUAGUCAACCCCAUAAACCGGGGGAGGAGUCCAUCAGAGUCUUCGAGCAAAUCCAGCAUGAACUCAAGAGAUCCCUUGUACGCAUCCGUCAUGAAUACAGAAAGCACGAACCAGAGUGCUUUGCUGCUGCAGAGCACCUGAGUGAUGCGCAGCUGACCGCUUUCGGGCCGGACGACCUCGAUGAAGUCCGCAUCGCCGUUUCAGCAUAUGGACUUCACGUCUUUGGCAAGGUGCGCAUUCCGGCUUUGCCCGACGAGGGCCCAGCAUAUGUUCACUUUCGAGCCUUCACUGGCGGCCCUGAUGACAGGGCGACCCUGCACAGCAUUCACACCGAAGAACGAGAAGGGGGUGAUGGAGGCCACGCAUACCGCGCAAUCUUCACAAAGGAUGAUAGCCUGGAUUGGUUCGACAGCUAA
Messenger RNA from Thermothelomyces thermophilus ATCC 42464, 441 nucleotides. RefSeq lists its product as uncharacterized. The record is from RefSeq and is a predicted model, not a curated record. NCBI's taxonomy places the organism in Eukaryota, Fungi, Ascomycota, Sordariomycetes, Sordariales, Chaetomiaceae. The transcript has 3 exons. The annotation marks the transcript as partial.